AUGCCUCCCAAUGGCUCUUCGUUCACAUCUUUGAAUCUUCCAUCAGCAUUUACCCUCCCGCGAUGCAUGGAGUACUUCACCGUUACUGCGGGACCCAACACGGAUCUUUGGCGCAAACCAGGUGUCCGUGACACCGCCACCGCUCCAAUCGUCUUCACCUCACUCCGACGCCGGUUCGAGGUCGCCGAGGUGACCGUGACCGCGGACUGGGAGAUGGAAUGGGAUCAAGGCGGGCUAGUGAUCUUCGCCGGAGCGGCACCGCAGUCAUCCGAGGACGGACCAAUGCACCAUGUGCCAUUGUCACCACCGCUACCGGGGACCCCCGGCAAAUGGGUCAAAGCCGGCAUGGAGUUCUGCUCCGGGACGAUGAAUGUCUCCAGCGUUAGCGCGACGGUCGACGGCGCGGACUGGUGCGCCUCGCCGUUAUCCUACCCGGAACACGGCCCUGCGAUGGUGCACUCGCUGCGGAUCAAGCUGGAGCGGGUCGGCCACGCCCUCUGGAUCUGGUACCAGGUGCCCGCCGUCGCGGCGCCGUAUGCGAUGAUGACGUCGGGUGCGCUGCCCAGUGGGAUGUGGCGCAAGCUGCGGGAAGUGACCUGGUUCUUCUACGGGGUCGAGGACAAGUUCGUGCACGUGGGCGUGUACGCCAGUCGCCCGAACCGGCUGUCGCGCAGUGCGACGAUGUGGGAGAUGAUGAAUGGGGAUGGGUCGGAGGGGACGGGGGCGGCGGAUGGAUUGGUGGUCGAGUUUGAGGAUCUGGAGAUUUCUUAG
Aspergillus aculeatinus CBS 121060 is the source of this 771-nucleotide messenger RNA. RefSeq lists its product as uncharacterized. Bases 1 to 771 code for a protein of 256 amino acids. The record is from RefSeq and is a predicted model, not a curated record. The transcript is spliced from 2 exons. Lineage: Eukaryota; Fungi; Ascomycota; Eurotiomycetes; Eurotiales; Aspergillaceae.